Molecule: messenger RNA, 2037 nt
Organism: Trypanosoma theileri
Lineage: Eukaryota; Euglenozoa; Kinetoplastea; Trypanosomatida; Trypanosomatidae
Exons: 1
Coding region: 1-2037 (678 amino acids)
Molecular function (GO): nucleic acid binding
Source: RefSeq, a predicted model, not a curated record
AUGCAGUCCGCCUCCUCCGCCUCCACCACCACAUUAUCGUUUGCGGAUAAAAUGCAGCGACUCCUGCAGCGGCGGGCGGAGCAGCAGGAACUCCCGGCGGGUUACAUGCGGUGCCCACUCAAUCCCGCACAUCAAAUCCCCAUCGCCGCCAUCGUCACACAUCUCGAGAAGACACAUCAACAAGAUGUACUCUCACUGAAUGCACAUGCCAUGUAUGGGGUGGAGACAUUUAAUAGAAGACGGAGAUUUCUGGAAUCGCAAUUACAUCUACAGGAACGUAAAGAGAAGUCUUAUAAUAAUAGUAAUAAUAAUAAUAAUAGGAAGAAGAAGAAGAGAUGGAAUCAUUCACAUUAUCAACAACAAGAAGAAGAAAAAGAAAAAGAAGAAGAAGAGUAUUAUUAUAGAAAACGAUCACAUCAUCAUCAUCAUCAUCAUCAUCAUCGUUCGUCUAGUGUGAGUACGAAUAGAAGUGAACGUAGUACGAGUAGUCAUAGUAGUACCUUGACAACAAGUACCGGCAGUACGAGUAUGAUGAGUAGAUCCAGCAGCAACAGUUCAACUCAUUAUCACAAUUACAAUCAUAAUAAUAAUAAUAAUAAUAAUAAUAAUAAUAAUAAUAAUAAUAAUAAUAAUAAUAAUAAUAAUAAUAAAAGUUAUCAUUACUCUCGACGUGGACAUUGUCAGGAUUCCUAUUCCGAUCCCAACAGUUCACAUUCCAUCUCCACAUCCGCAGGGUCAUUACCACGCAUUCCACACAAACGACGUGUACGGCCGCGAAUAUCUUACGAAGCCCAACAACAACAACAACAUAAACAUCAAUAUACAGAGAUGAACACAACACACAUACAUCCCAAUAUCUCUUCACAGAAUCUUUAUUAUGAUGUGAAGAUGAAUAUCGCCUCUCAAGAUGUGAUGGAUUGGAAUAGAAUGUAUUUACCGCCUCCUCCUCCUCCUCCUCCUCCUCCUCCUCCUCCACUUUCACUGCCAACAACAACAACAACAUUAUUAUUACCACAAACAAGAUUAACGACAAUACCACCUUUACCACCUGCAACACCUGAAAUUUCACCGGUAAUGGAAAGAACAACAGCGACAACAACAUUAUUAGGGCGGUACACACUUGGACAUUCUAUUAGUAGUGAACAUCUUAUGAGUUAUUUACUUCAAUUUGGUCCACUAACGCAUUGUGAGGUACAACCACAGUAUGGAACUUUCACAGUUAUGUACACAAGAGCGGAGGAUGCCUAUCAGUGUCUUCGAAUGAGUUAUCCAUUUGUGUUAAUAGAUGGAGUAACGGUAGAACUACAAUCUAUAUUACCAACUGCGGGUGUUCCUUUAACUGUGGCUGCGGCUUCUUCUUCCUCAACAUCAUCUACUUUACCAAACAGUGGGAUCUCUGUGAAUACAAUGACAUCUUAUGGAUAUUCUAUGCAGACACAAACAACAUCUAUACAAUAUCCUAAUCAUCCUAAUCAUCAGUAUAAUCAUCAUCAUAUUAAUAAUUAUCCCCCAUCAUCAUCACCGACACCACCACCACCGCCGCCGUCAGUACCACCACCAUCUACUCAUACUAUUGUAAAAACAAAUAAUGUUACUAUUCCAUCAUCAUCAUCAUCAGCAGCAGCAGCAGCAGCUAUCGUAACAACCUCAUCUUCUUCUUCUUCUUAUGCCCAUCCAUAUGGAACGAAUGGAGUUUCUGUUAUUACGGUUGGUGGAGCUCCAGUGGGUGUUACUAUGAUGGAUGGAAACCGUACGGUUAACAGCAGUAUCCCUUCAACGAGGAGUGCUAUUGUAAAACCCCCUAAAGGUGUAAUGAUGGCUGCACUGAAGGGUAAAAAGGAUAAAAAGGCAGAAGCUAUCGUUGAAGAAGAAAUAUGGAAAGAAUUUUCAAGAUUUGGUGCGGUUCUAAAUAUUAUAGUAGCAGGACCACGUGUGCUGGUGGAGUUUGAAUCUGAAGGAAGUGUGGAGAAAGCCACUCAAGCACUACAUAAGGAUGCUGAUCUUUUCGUUAACUGUAGUUGUUGUUGUUGUCAUUGA